AUCUUCUUAUUUAACUAAUGUUAUUUCUUAGAAGCAUCAUUUGUUGUAAAUGUGUUUUUCUCUUCACAACUCCACCGCAUCAAAUUUUUCUCUUUAUAUGACCACCCAUUUUAAGUGUUUGCAAAGUCCUAAAACCAAUUAUCAGCAAAAAAAGAUGAACUGGAAGUUGGUUUUGCUAUUUGGUUGGAUUCUCCUCUCGUCUAUUGCAUCAAACCCAACUUUGGCUAAAGUAACAUAUCCACCUCGCACGACAAGAAAAGGGCUUGGAAAUAUACACAUCAACAAAGGAAUGAAGAUUGGCUUUACAGGCAGUUUUUCUAGACCUGCUCCUCACGGAGGCGGUCCACCGAAGAUCAUUUCUAAGUUGUGAAAUGUAUUUAUCUUAAUUAGCGCUCUAGUCUAUUAACUUGUGAUUUCUGAUUAUUUGUAAAGUUGUUUCAUUGUGUGUGGCUCUUCGAAUAAAUGAAAUGGAACUUCGAUAUCUAAAUUA
Molecule: messenger RNA, 490 nt
Organism: Arabidopsis lyrata subsp. lyrata
Lineage: Eukaryota; Viridiplantae; Streptophyta; Magnoliopsida; Brassicales; Brassicaceae
Exons: 2
Coding region: 50-370 (106 amino acids)
Source: RefSeq, a predicted model, not a curated record